Messenger RNA from Drosophila hydei, 4439 nucleotides. RefSeq names its product probable multidrug resistance-associated protein lethal(2)03659. Gene Ontology annotation, cellular component: membrane. Lineage: Eukaryota; Metazoa; Arthropoda; Insecta; Diptera; Drosophilidae. The record is from RefSeq and is a predicted model, not a curated record. Gene Ontology annotation, molecular function: ATP binding; ATP hydrolysis activity; ABC-type transporter activity. Gene Ontology annotation, biological process: transmembrane transport. Bases 293 to 4285 code for a protein of 1330 amino acids. The transcript has 7 exons.
CACUCUUUCGAAAGUUCAAAUAUGGUUCGAGUGGAAAAUUUUCUAUAGCUAUACUUCUAUAUAUCUUAUAAGGCAAAACGCUAUUAAAAAAAAAUAAAUAAAUUAUACUAACGACAAGCGCGUGUCUGCAAUGCCUGCUGCUGGGUGCUAAUCAAGUCCACAGAAAAAGUCGCCAAAUCCGGACAAAGUAUUAAAAUAUCAAAUACUAUAAUUAUAACUAUAGAAAACAAUAGAGGCGUAUGUGUAAAAAAUAUUUUUAUUGCAAUCAAAUUGAAACGCAAGAGAGAGCAAAAUGCAAUCAUUAAAAGCCGAUGAGCUGGAGGAGAAUCCCGUCGAGCGCGCCAAUUGCUUGUCGGAGCUGAUGUUCUGCUUUGCCAUGCCCGUUCUGUUUAAGGGGCGGCAAAAGACACUGGAGCAAACGGAUCUCUAUAGGCCACUCAAGACACACAAGUCAGAUACGCUUGGCGACCGCCUUUGUUCUGCCUGGGAUGAAGAAGUAGCAAAUAGAUCAGCUGUAAAUCUGCCUCCACGUUUGGGGCAUGUGGUAAGCCGAGUGUUUGGUUGGCACUUGUUUGUGACGGGCGUUUUACUGGUUACUCAGGAGUUUCUAACCAAAGUAACCCAGCCCAUCUGUCUGUUUGGCAUGAUGUCUUACUUCGCGGGCAAGGAUUCGGAUCUAAUGAAGGCGGAGCUCUAUGCAGCUGGACUUAUGGCAGGCUCUGUGUUCACCGUCGUUUUUGCCCAUCCCUACAUGCUUGGCGUUCUUCAUCUGGGCAUGAAGAUGCGCGUGGCUCUUUGCAGCUUAGUCUAUCGCAAGGCUCUCCGACUGAGCCGUACUGCGCUGGGUGAUACUACAAUCGGUCAAGUUGUGAAUCUGCUGUCCAAUGAUGUGGGACGCUUUGACACUGUGCUGAUCAACGUACAUUAUCUAUGGAUGGCACCCCUAGAGCUCAUUGUGAUCACCUAUUUAAUGUACGUACAAAUAGGAAUAUCAGCGUUCUUUGGCGUUGCGGUCAUGUUACUUAUUCUUCCCUUGCAAGCCUUCCUGGGCAAAAAGACAUCGGUGCUCCGUUUGCGUACGGCUUUGCGUACCGACGAACGUGUGCGAAUGAUGAACGAGAUUAUAUCGGGCAUUCAGGUGAUCAAGAUGUACGCCUGGGAGAAGCCAUUUGGCAAACUUAUAGAACUAACUCGCCGCAAGGAGAUGAUCUGCAUCAAACAAGUGAAUUACAUACGUGGCAUACUCAUAUCCUUUGCCAUGUUUCUCUCUCGCGUAUUCGUCUUUGCCAGUCUGGUGGGCUUUGUGCUCCAGGGAAACGUCUUGAAUGCUGAAAAAGCCUUCUAUAUCACUGCCUACUACAACAUACUACGCCGCACGGUCACCAUGUUCUUUCCACAGGGCAUCGGACAGUAUGCGGAACUGUUGGUGUCCAUCAAGCGUCUGCAGACCUUUAUGCAUCGGGAGGAGACACAGGUCCAAGACAAAUCAAUUGAUGCUCCGCACUCUACUGUGGCUAGCGACAAGGAAAAUGGGUCUCUAAUCAACAAGGGUAGUGGCGAUGUACCUAAGGCCAAUGGGAACCUCGAAUCUCUUGUUGACUUUACACAAUUCUAUGCCAGGUGGAAUAGCAAAUCCACAGAGAAUACCUUGGACAAUAUUAAUCUUAAACUGGGUCGCCGACAGCUGGUAGCUGUGAUAGGGCCCGUCGGCGCAGGCAAGUCGAGUCUGAUACAAUCAAUUCUUGGCGAACUGCCCGCUGACAAAGGCAGCCUUAAAGUCAAUGGCAGAUUCUCCUAUGCCGCUCAGGAGCCUUGGCUCUUCACUGGAACUGUUCGUGAAAACAUUCUGUUCGGACUAACCCUGGACAAGCAUCGCUAUCGUACAGUAGUCAAGAAGUGUGCAUUAGAACGUGACUUUGAGCUACUUCCUCAAGGAGAUAAGACAAUCGUUGGUGAGCGGGGAGCUUCUCUCUCAGGUGGACAGAAGGCACGCAUCAGCCUGGCAAGAGCUGUGUAUCGCAGAGCGGACAUAUACCUGCUAGACGAUCCACUCAGCGCUGUGGAUACACAUGUGGGUCGUCAUCUGUUUGAUCAGUGCAUGAGAGGGUAUUUGAGAAGCGAGUUGGUCAUAUUGGUGACACAUCAACUGCAGUUUCUGGAGCACGCGGAUCUUAUUGUUAUCAUGGACAAGGGAAAGAUCAGUGCAAUGGGAACAUAUGCGACGAUGCAGCGCAGUGGCUUGGACUUUGCUCAACUCUUGACCGAUCCCAACAAGACCAAAGAAGGAGAUACUGAUCAGGACAGCGAGCCUGGUGAUAUUUGGGAUCGUCUCAGCUUAGCUUCACGUAGCAGGCGUGGCAGUAAAACGGAUAAAUCUAACCAGCCUUCGCGCAAUGUCAGCUUUACCUCAUUGAGCUCCUUUUCCGAGUCUAUUGCCCAGGACCCAGCCAUGACCCAACAAGAGACACGUGUCCAGGGCAAGAUCAGCCUGGGUUUAUACAAGGAAUACUUCACAGCAGGCAGUGGUUAUCUAAUGAUAUGUUUUAUGGUAUUCCUCUGCUUGGGUACACAAAUUGUGGGCUCCUCAGCAGAUGUUUUUCUGUCCUAUUGGGUUGACAAGAACAAAAACGUUGAAGACAAAGACUCGGAUCCAAUUGAUAUAUACUACUUCACUGCCCUUAAUAUAGCUGUCAUUGUAUUUACUCUGGUGCGGACCAUGCUCUUCUACAAGCUGGCCAUGCGAAGCUCCACAAAGCUCCAUAAUGCCAUGUUCCGUGGCAUAACCAGAGCAGCCAUGUACUUCUUCAACACGAAUCCUUCGGGUCGAAUAUUGAAUCGGUUUUCGAAGGAUCUGGGACAGAUAGACGAGCUGCUGCCUACAGUCAUGCUAGAUGUGGUGCAGAUCUUCCUCACCCUGACGGGCAUUAUUGUUGUAAUCUGUAUAACCAAUCCUUAUUAUCUCGUUCUCACUCUUGGCCUGGCAAUCAUCUUCUACUACAUUCGAGAGUUCUACUUGAAAACUUCAAGAGAUGUUAAGCGAUUGGAGGCAGUGGCGAGGUCUCCAAUCUAUUCCCACAUCAGUUCCUCGCUAAAUGGACUGCCCACAAUUAGAGCCAUGGGAGCCCAAAAAGCGCUGAUUGCAGAGUUCGACAAUCUUCAGGAUCUCCACAGCUCCGGCUACUACACCUUCCUGUCCACCAACCGAGCAUUUGGCUACUACCUGGACUGCUUCUGCACCUUGUACAUAGUGAUAAUUAUACUCAACUACUUCAUAAAUCCACCCGAAAACUCUGGAGAAGUGGGAUUAGCCAUUACUCAGGCCAUGGGUAUGACUGGCAUGGUUCAGUGGGGCAUGCGACAAUCGGCUGAACUGGAGAACACCAUGACAGCUGUGGAACGUGUCGUGGAAUAUGACGAGAUCGAACCAGAGGGCGAUUAUGAAUCACAGCCAAGCAAAAAACCUCCUCCCACGUGGCCGGAGCAGGGUCAAAUCGUAGCUGACGAUCUGAGUCUUCGUUACUUCCCCGAUCCGCAGUCCAAGUAUGUGCUGAAGUCCCUCAACUUCGAGAUCAAACCCAUGGAAAAAGUAGGAAUUGUAGGUCGCACAGGUGCAGGCAAGUCCUCACUCAUCAACGCCCUCUUCCGCCUGUCCUACAACGAUGGCUCCAUCAUCAUCGACAAUCGCAACACGAACGAACUGGGUCUGCACGAUUUGCGCAGCAAGAUCUCCAUCAUACCUCAAGAACCAGUCCUCUUCUCGGGUAGCAUGCGUUACAACUUGGAUCCAUUUGAGGAGUACAGCGACGCCAAGUUAUGGGAAGCACUGGAGGAAGUCAAACUGAAGCCUGUCAUCAGCGAGCUACCUAGUGGUCUUCAAAGCAAGAUUUCAGAGGGUGGCACCAACUUCAGUGUGGGGCAGCGGCAAUUAGUGUGCUUAGCACGCGCUAUUCUUCGCGAGAAUCGUAUUCUAGUAAUGGAUGAGGCUACAGCCAAUGUUGAUCCACAGACAGAUGCGCUCAUCCAAGCGACAAUAAGAAACAAGUUCAAGGAAUGCACAGUGCUGACUAUAGCACACAGGCUGAACACGAUUAUGGACUCGGACAAGGUGAUAGUCAUGGAUGCAGGUCAGAUGGUCGAGUUUGGUUCACCAUUCGAACUCCUGACAGAAUGUGAGACGAAGAUCUUUCACAACAUGGCCAUGGAGACGGGUCAGAGUAGUUUUGACAGGCUGUUAAAGGUUGCGGAGAAGGCCCAUUUGGAAUCACAAAAGCAGAAAACUGCGUAAAACCAAUGAAUAUUCUCUUAAAUAUUCUCAGUGGCUAGCUUUAAGCGAAUCCCUCAUAGAAAUUUUACUGCUUCUAAUUUGAUUUUGUAUAUGUUACUUAAAGUAUUAUUUCUACAAACUUUAAUAAUAUAUUGAAACUAAAAGUUAAUAAAAU